AUGAGUUCUGCAUCGAAAGGGCGCAAAAACCGCCCCAGAUCCACCGGGAGCAUCUUCCAGAUCAGCAAGCCUCCUCCAAGAGAGCCACAGAGGCGGGAGAGCACCGAAAGUACCCGCAAAGCCCAGCGCGCCGUGGCCGACUGCAGAAUGAUCGUCCAAGAGUUCAACACACUUGUGGCUCUGUACCGUGAACUGGUCAUCUCCAUUGGCGAAAUCACUGUCGACUGUCCAUCCUUACGGGCAGAAAUGCUCAAGACCCGCACUAAAGGCUGCGAAAUGGCGAGAGCGGCGCACCACAGUCUCUCCCUGAUAUCGGGGCCAGAGGAUGGGGAAAUCCACCCUGAGAUCUGCCGGCUCUUCAUCCAGCUGCAGUGCUGCCUGGAAAUGUAUAUUACAGAGAUGCUGAAAUCUGUCUGCCUGUUAGGAUCUCUACAACUCCACAGAAAAGGUAAAGAUUCAUGUGGCCCUCAUGGUGUCGACUGUAAGACUGAGGACUCAGACAUCCCCAUCCUGGAGGAUACUUCUUCGUCCCCCACUGAUUGCCCUCAGCUCUGCUGGCUGUUAGCCACCGACAUAGAUAACAUAGAAAGGGAUAUGAGAGAGAUGAAGAACCUUCUCAGUAAACUCAGGGAGACAAUGCCUUUACCACUGAAGAACCAAGAUGACAGCAGUUUGCUGAACCUGACUCCCUACCCACUUGUUCGACAGAGGAAGAGGCGGUUCUUCGGACUCUGUUGCCUGGUAACCAGCUAA
Molecule: messenger RNA, 753 nt
Organism: Menidia menidia (Atlantic silverside)
Lineage: Eukaryota; Metazoa; Chordata; Actinopteri; Atheriniformes; Atherinopsidae
Source: the annotation of a GenBank genome assembly